UAUUUGGAUAGAUGACUAGACGGAAGAAGUUGUUUGGAUCAACUUAAGGCUUUGAUUAUUUGGUUACUAAAGUAGAUCUGAGAAUCCUACACGUGACUAAAUCAGUGGAGAGGCAGUAGAAUAUUCUGUUGCCUAACUUCAUUCCUGCUUUUUUGCAUUAUUAACUAUACUAAAAAUCAGCAAACUUUAACGAGUGACUGGAGUGAAUUAUGUCGGGUUGUGACUGCAAUUGAGAGGGUCAUCUUUCAUUAACAUGGAACUGGAUAUUAUGUGGCCUGCCAAAAUGAGCCUUGUGGAUAUUACGAAGAUAUUUUCCAUGUUCCAGCCAACGGAUGAAGAUGAUAAUGGAGAAAGAAGUCAGUUAAACCAAGCAAUUUCCAACAAUGAUGACAAACUACUAGCUGAACUUUUAUCCCAGGAAAAGUACAGGAGAUUUAUCAAUAGCCGAAGUGGGUGGGGUGUUCCAGUAACCCCUCUACGUCUAGCAGCUACCCGGGGUCACCUGAAAUGCCUGGAGGUCCUCCUAGCCCAUGGUGCUGAGGUGGAUGGUUUAGAUGUGAAAGCUCAAACACCUUUAUUCACCGCUGUCAGUGGUAAGCAUUUAGAUUGUGUCCAAGCCUUGCUAAGGGCUGGAGCUAAUCCUAAUGGUAGUAUGUAUAACAACAGCUCACCUCUUUUGAUUGCUGCCAGAGAAGGGGAUGUGGAGAUUUUAAAGGAACUGUUGGAUCAUGGAGCAGAAGUCAAUGUUCGCUCCAAGAUGCCGAAUUGGGCCUACAAUCCCUGUGCUACCAGUGGUCCUCUCUACCUUUCUUUGGUUUAUGGACACUUUGACUGCUUUCGUCUUCUUCUUCUCUAUGGAGCCAAUCCAGAUUUUAACUGCACUGAGGAAAAACUACUGUCUAGAAUUAAAUCACCAAAGACAGCUCUGGAGAUGUGUUUUAAAUAUGGCUGUGGAACUGAGUACGUUCAGCUGCUCAUAGACUUUGGAGCAAACCCUUAUUUGCCGGAUCUGUCUGCAAAUAAAAGUAUAAAGCAAAGUGAAGUGCUUAAACUUGUGGAUAGAGCCAGAGCUCAGCCGAGGUGCUUGAAGUCACUGUCCAGGAUAACCAUCCGCAAAUACCUCAAAGAAGCAAGUGGACUGCAUUCCAUUGACCAGCUAGACAUACCACCAAUUCUAAAAAACUAUGUGAAGCACCAUCUGAGUUGACUGUUGAGUCUUUACAUACAUAUAUGGUUUGCGUUCAGUAGAGUUCAGAUCAAUUUAGCCAAAAACCUUUCUUUACAAUGUGUAAUUUUAAAAUUGUGAUUUUCAUCUGCAACAAAUAUCGACUGAGGUGGGGCAUUUUACUUCAAUGGUCAUGAAACUAACUAUUAUUACAGAUUGGAAUUGUCCAAUCUAUUAAGUCAUAGGGAAUUCACAAGCUUCAGCUGUGUGGUAUGGAAAAGGGAAAUUUAGGUGUAUUCUGGCUGGCAGAAUUUCUUAAUUUAACUCGAAGAUAGUACACAACACUAUACAAAUACUUCCAUGAAUAAUUUAAAGGAAAAUUUUGAUAGACAUGACACAUUUUACAACAGAGUAAAUUCUAAGAUAUUCAGGCAGUUAUAGAUCAGAAAGGAUAUGUGAUGUAAAGUAAUUGUCUGUUUAUUUAAUACAUAGUGCCGAUGUGUGGGUACCUAAAAAGGGCCGAAUUGUGAUGCCUACCACAGUUGAGGUACCUGAUGACAUUUUUAUGGGCCCUAGCUUAACUAUUUAAUGAAUGGGCCCUUUUUGUUUAGGUUUACACAUGAAAAAUUCAGAUUUAUUUUAGAUACCUCAAUGCCAUUCAGUAGUUGGUGAAUGAGGUGGGAAGAAAAUAAAAGGGCUGAGAACGGUAAGAGAAUAAAGAGACUUCCACUGAAAAAAAUGGAGUACUUCUCCUCCCUUAAUAUAUUUACAGUUUGUGCAGUAGGUAAAAUAGAAAGUAUAACACCCACAAAUUGUUAUGAAAUUUAUGUUUUCACCUUUUUUCAAUUGCUAGCAAGAAAUGGUAUGUUGUUCCUAAGUAUUCCACAAAAUACAGGAUCCACUUCAGAUAUUGAAUGACUGUAUCUUAUGCAAAUAA
Stegostoma tigrinum is the source of this 2102-nucleotide messenger RNA. RefSeq names its product ankyrin repeat and SOCS box-containing 12a (gene asb12a). Gene Ontology annotation, biological process: regulation of barbed-end actin filament capping; intracellular signal transduction. Gene Ontology annotation, cellular component: nucleus; cytoplasm. Bases 254 to 1207 code for a protein of 317 amino acids. The transcript is spliced from 2 exons. Gene Ontology annotation, molecular function: protein binding. The record is from RefSeq and is a predicted model, not a curated record. NCBI's taxonomy places the organism in Eukaryota, Metazoa, Chordata, Chondrichthyes, Orectolobiformes, Stegostomatidae.